ACAAACGUUCUCGAGGAAUUCAUUGGUUUGUAUUAUGCCUUCAGGAGAUUAUUCCGGUAAGCAAAGGCAGUCAGUCUACGAAAAAGCUUUAGUAAUCUCCCAUGAGGGUGAAAAAGAGUUGUCACUACUUCAGAAGGACCUUGACCGUUCCAAACUGCAGGCGUACAUCUCCUACAAGCUAGAAGAGAGAGAAUUGCGAAACGAGCUGUUUCGAAUUAGACGUGAACAGAUAAAUUUGGCCAAAGAGGCGAAACAACGUCAACGAGACAAGAGAAGCGUCGAUGACAUUGCAAAAGAAAUGAAAGUAAAGAAUCCUGGAAACAGAGGCGCCACAGCAAUCAUGCUCGAGAAAAAGUUUGCUCUACCAGAGGUUAACUGCACUCAGAACAACGUACCGAAGAUUUUACGAAGGUCGUUGUCGCACGAAUCGGAAUAUUUCACGUGGACAUGCGGGUUGCCGAAGAUCGAGAACGCAGUGAAAGCGUUAAAUCCUUCAGGCGGUGAGCAAAAGAAGAAAGGAAAAGAUGAGAGCAAAGGAACAGGUGAUUCCGCUGAGGGAGUUCAAAAUGAUGAUACCAGCAGAGUGCGGGCAAAUACAAUUCAUAGCAUUGUAUACAACGUCCCNAGUUAA
Orbicella faveolata is the source of this 631-nucleotide messenger RNA. RefSeq lists its product as uncharacterized. The record is from RefSeq and is a predicted model, not a curated record. NCBI's taxonomy places the organism in Eukaryota, Metazoa, Cnidaria, Anthozoa, Scleractinia, Merulinidae.